AUGGACGUUGUCUUCCUGCCCAGAACGACCGAGCGACCAGCCAACAAACGGUUCCGCGUACCUUGGACAAAAAAGAACAUUCCGCUGAAGAAUACCAUAUUCUUCAAUAAAGCCAAACACUGCGAAGAAUGGCAUCAGAGUAUUGACGCCUGCAUAGAUACUCUACAUCCAUCCGACGCAAGAUUUCCUUAUGUCUUCCUCUAUCAACACACCGACACAUAUCUCAAGAAAAAAGGCAAAAUCGACCAGACAGACAUCGACACGCGUCUGAUAAUCUUGAUCGAUACCCAUGAGGCAAGAGACGUCGCUAUUGCAGCUGCAGCUCCUUUCAUGACUACGGGGAGCGCAAGACUCAGAGCACUAUUGCACGUUGACCUCAAUGUAACGCAGGGAAGCUAUUGGGGCUUGGAGACGUGGCUGCAAAGUCUCAUUGCUGCGAAUCAUGGGAACCCAGCAUCGGUCACAGACCUCGAAGCGCUCUGGGCACGUAAACUUCUACCCUUUUCGAACUAUGGGUCUUCUCCAGCGGGAAGGUAUCUACAGGGCGUAAGUAAGGUGCUCAGGGAGUUUAGCACGCCGAAUAUGGGAAGCGUGCCCGAAUUCGCCACCUUGACGCGAAGAGCGAUAAUGGAUUUUGCAGCCCAGCUAGAGGGUAUGAGACUGAGAUGUCAGUGGACUGCCGCAUACGCGGCUGUGGCAUGGAUGAUGGAGCUGACAAGGACUGGGCCUGCUGCAACAAUACUUGAACGUUUAUCACCGGAGCAGCUUCUAGAUUCAGAGUUUCCAGAAUGGCGCGUUUGGGCGAACUGGAGACCACACUCUAAACGUAUUGCACGC
Molecule: messenger RNA, 837 nt
Organism: Dothidotthia symphoricarpi CBS 119687
Lineage: Eukaryota; Fungi; Ascomycota; Dothideomycetes; Pleosporales; Dothidotthiaceae
Exons: 1
Source: RefSeq, a predicted model, not a curated record